AUGAACGAACCGAAAGUGUCUGAAAGUGUUGAUUUUGAGGUUCGUCCUUCCACGGAGCGGAGUCCGAAUCCAAACAAAGAACCGAUUUUUCCGCCACCGACUUAUGCUGAUCCGUCAGCAUCCAAUGUCCUGAUGCCACAAGGUUCAUCCUCCACAUCCGGCCCAUUUGAAGAUUAUGUGACUGGUAAAAACAAUUUUAUUCGUGAAUAUCCAGCAGCAUCCAACCAGGCAUUAGAGUGCGGUUUCACACGUUAUAGUUACUUCCAUCCUCCACAUUCCCGCGAUGUUCCGUACAGAAGGGACUGUGCAGAUGCAUAUUGUACAGAUUCUAGCUUUCCUCUUGGAUUGUCUCAACAGUCACACAGCUUUUCGACACAACAGCCCCUAUCACAAACCUCGUGGUCUUCAACUUCUAUCCGGGAACUUGUCCCAUCCUUAGACUAUGGCGACCCGUUCCUCCCUAGUUUGGAUUUAUGCUCCUCCACAUGCAACGGCAAGUACCCGGAUUCCUACGGACCGUACGCAACAAAACCUAUCCCACCCACUUCACAUGACUAUCGGGGCUGCACACGCCAAAUUCGUACUGAAGACCUAACUGUGAUUCCGCGCACCGCUGGGUCAAGCUACACUGGUGUCAAUCCGAUCUUAGCCUCGACUUACCCGGUUGCUUCCGGAAAUCGCCCGGAAAAGGUAUACGGUUCAUGUCCUCAGCUGUCCGAGUCAACAAUUGGUUUAGAACCAACCAAUCACAGCAACUAUAGACCUCCCCCAACUUUCAGCACGCAUACUGUGCCAGUGCCUGAUCGUCAUGCGUUCAACAACAUGAACUAUCUUUGA
This is a messenger RNA of Echinostoma caproni, 837 nucleotides long. Lineage: Eukaryota; Metazoa; Platyhelminthes; Trematoda; Plagiorchiida; Echinostomatidae. The record is from the annotation of a GenBank genome assembly.